Messenger RNA from Aspergillus melleus, 1308 nucleotides. Its product is annotated as putative nucleotide-sugar transporter. Gene Ontology annotation, molecular function: pyrimidine nucleotide-sugar transmembrane transporter activity. Lineage: Eukaryota; Fungi; Ascomycota; Eurotiomycetes; Eurotiales; Aspergillaceae. Gene Ontology annotation, cellular component: Golgi membrane; intracellular membrane-bounded organelle. The record is from RefSeq and is a predicted model, not a curated record. Gene Ontology annotation, biological process: pyrimidine nucleotide-sugar transmembrane transport. Bases 1 to 1308 code for a protein of 435 amino acids. The transcript has 4 exons.
AUGACGAACAAGGCGUUGAUUCCCUUCCUGGUCACGAUGAUGCUCGUGACCGGCGUGUGCAAUACAAUUCUCAAUAAAUAUCAGGACAUGCAAUGCGUCCGAAACUGCGAUUCCCCAGAUCCCAAGGAGCGCCACACGUUCGAGCAGCCUGUGAUUCAGACAGCACAGAUGUUUGUCGGUGAAAUGGGUAGCUGGAUAGUUGUGUUUCUCACCUUCCUCUACCAACGCUACAUCUCUCCACGGUUACCUAGCAAUGGCUCGUCGCCUCUUUUGGCAGGAGGAUACCACCCUGUCGGUGCGAACGAUGGCAUUGAUGAGGACGACGAGGACGGUACGGUCAAUGGACCCCGUUACUCCGGGGAUCCUUCCAAGCCGGAUCACUUGGAUCAACAGCGUAUUCCCCUGAAUGGUCGCAGAAUUCUUCUGCUUGCUGCUCCUGCCUGCUGCGAUAUUACCGCUACGACACUGAUGAACGUUGGCCUACUCUUUGUUGCCGCGAGUAUUUAUCAGAUGACCCGGGGAGCACUGGUGCUCUUCGUUGGCCUUUUCAGCGUUCUUUUCCUUCGUCGGAAAUUGUAUCUUUACCAGUGGCUUGCGCUUGUCGUGGUUGUUCUUGGUGUCGCGCUGGUCGGUCUUGCGGGCGCGCUUUUUGAUCAUCAGGAGCACGACGUUACACAGGAGAAUGUUGUCAUGAAUGCUGCCAUUCAAGCCCGGGCCGUUGCCCGAACUCCUGAGGCGGUCCAGGCCAUCAUCGGUGUACUUAUGAUCGCGGCAGCCCAGAUCUUCACCGCAUCCCAAUUCGUUCUGGAGGAAUGGAUUUUGGAAAACUAUGAGAUGGAUCCUCUACGGGUUGUUGGAUGGGAAGGUAUUUUCGGGUUCCUUGUGACCUUGGCUGGAAUGAUUGUCCUAUACUUCUCCGUCGGACGAACCCCGGCCGGUCGCUAUGGCUACUUUGAUACGAAGGAGGGAUGGCACCAGAUGAUUAACAACCGCGCCGUUGCUGUCUCCAGUAUUCUGAUCAUGAUCAGCAUUGGUGGAUUCAACUUCUUCGGGUUAUCCGUCACCCGAACUGUCUCGGCCACGUCCCGCAGCACCAUCGAUACCUGCCGGACGCUCUUCAUCUGGCUCGUCUCGCUGGCUCUGGGAUGGGAAUCUUUCAAAUGGCUCCAAGUGGCCGGUUUCGCGCUCCUCGUGUACGGAACCUUCCUGUUCAACGACAUCAUUCGCCCUCCUCUGAAGGCCUGUCUGCCUCAACAGAGAAGAGAACGAGAGGUCCUCUUGCCCGAGGAGCCCAUUGAACACAUCUAG